GACUAUCAUAACAAGAGUAUCGAUCACAACAUCCUCACCAUGGGCUGGUUAUGGAAAGCUCCUCAGCAGAGGCAAGAGUCUACACCAGAUGCACCAGAUGCAUCAUCAACAGGGACGCCUCCUCCCCCCCCCGCACUCACCAGAGAGGAACAAGCCGAUGCAGAACUGCGCCAAUUCCUCGCCAGCUUCGAAGAAGCAAACCGACAAGCCUCAUUGACAGACACUCCUACACAAUCGAAUCUACAAUCGACCCUACAGUCGAACCUACCAUCAAAUCCUCCUACACAAUCGCCUCCCGGGACUACCCCAGACUCUAUCGCCCCCGAAGCCCUCUACGCAGACAGCAUGUCCUGCCGCAGCGCCUUCGACUACGCCUUCUUCUGCCAAUCCUUCGGCGGCCAGUUCGUCAACGUCUAUCGGUACGGCGAACUCCGCUCCUGCAGCGAACACUGGGAGAAUUUCUGGCUGUGCAUGAAGGCGCGCACCUACGCGGAACCGCGCGCCAAGCAGGUCAUCCGCGACCAUAACCGGAUGCGCGCGCAGAAGUACAAGACCGGUCCCAGCAGUGAAGAUGUGUGGGACAUGCGUGUGCGGCCUGUCAAGGAUGCCUUUUCGGGUGAUUUCGCGGCUAUGGAGGCUGAGAUGGAGGCCGAAGCUGCUGCUCAGCCGAGUACAUAACUUACCUCUCUUCGAUAUAAAUGGAAGAAAAAAAA
Penicilliopsis zonata CBS 506.65 is the source of this 713-nucleotide messenger RNA. RefSeq lists its product as hypothetical. The transcript has a single exon. Bases 40 to 678 code for a protein of 212 amino acids. The record is from RefSeq and is a predicted model, not a curated record. NCBI's taxonomy places the organism in Eukaryota, Fungi, Ascomycota, Eurotiomycetes, Eurotiales, Aspergillaceae.